This is a messenger RNA of Pogoniulus pusillus (Red-fronted tinkerbird), 2166 nucleotides long. RefSeq lists its product as uncharacterized. Lineage: Eukaryota; Metazoa; Chordata; Aves; Piciformes; Lybiidae. The transcript has 5 exons. The record is from RefSeq and is a predicted model, not a curated record. Bases 1 to 1419 code for a protein of 472 amino acids.
AUGGAGCAACUUAUCCUUGGCACAGCCCUUAGGCACAUCAAGGACAGUGGAGUCAUUAGGAGCAGCCAACAUGGUUCUACCAAGGGGAAGUCAUCUUUGACCAACCUGAUAGCCUUUGAUGAGGACAUAACCAGGUGGAUUGAUGAUGGUAGAGCUGUGGAUGUGGAUAAUCUUGAUUUUGCAAAUCUGAUAAAACGCAGCAAAUCCAAAGUCAAGAUGCUAGCAGUACCACUUAAAAAAGGCCAACAUGACGAAGGGUCACAGACAGCAUUCCAAGCCAUGGAAAACUAUGACACUGGCAUAAGAAAGCAAAAUGCUUCCUCCAGUAUAAGCAAUCCUUUGUAUUUACAAGAGAAACGUUCCAAGUGUCCAGAGUACUAUGAUCUUCACUGCCUUUGCAAAGGAGCAAAGUUGAGAGUAGCAAUGCAUAAAAAGGCACGAAGUCCUCUCAGCGACUGCUACGCAAGAAAACGGGUUUCUAUUUCAACACCUCACCAAAGGCAGAGCUGGGGAUGCUGGUCCGGUACUCCCCCCGCACACACACAUACAUGCGCUGCAGAGGGAUGCCAGCACACUGCUGCUCCCCGACCCCCGGAAGCUGCAAAAGCGCCCCGGUCCCUCGGCGCCUGCCCGCCCCUUUCCCCGCAAGAAACAACUUGGGGAGUCGCAGAAAGGCAGCAUGCAGGCUGUGUGUGCCCGCCCCGCUCCUACCCGGUGGUUGUGGACCGAACAGGCACCGCUGCAAGGCCGCUCCGUUCCUCCGGUCGCCCGGUGGGGAGGAAGCAGAGAUCGGGCGAGUCAGCCGCUUCCGCGCCGGCGGCCAGAAAGGGGAGAAGCCCGGCGCUGGCUGAACUUGGCGCUUCCCGUUCCCCGAGCCCCGGAGCGGGGCGGAAGCGAGCCGGGAAGCGGAACCCGAGGCGCCCGGAGCCCACACUCACCUCGGCUCUCUAUAUUCCUGCGGGGCGGCCGGCGGAUGGAGCGCGUCCGGCCGCUGUAACGAGGCAACAGGAGUCACCAGCCCCACCGCUGCUGCGUCCGUUACCAGGCACCCGAGAAGGAGAGUCCCACAGGGUAAAUCCCUGGGGAGGCGGCAGGAACGUGGACGUCCCUCUCGUCGCGGCGGCCGCUGCCUCACACGAAGUUGAGGCGCGGCCGCCGUUGCCGUUACGCAGCCGAGCUGCCGCUGGCGGCCGCUGCCGUUACAGCCGUAGGGAACGAGCGCCUCUGUUCGCCGCCUCGCUCCGUUGCCAGGAGCGCUGCGUCGCUGCCACCGCCGCCUUGGCCCACCUUUUCCUUUGGCUACCGGGAGCAGCGCUUCGGGCACAGCGACACGGUCACACGGGGCCCCGUGAAGGAGCCGCCACUGCUGCUGCCGUCGCCUCUCUCAGUUUUCCAGAGCCAGUAGCCGUAGCCCCGUAGUGGCGCCCACUCCGCAUGCCCCGUCCUUCUCACACCAGGGCCGGUACUACUACCGGCGGCGCCCCCACCCACUCGUGCGCUCCUUACCGCCCCAUCACCGGCGCUGGGAGCGUCGGCGCGGGGUGGGGAUGGCAGAGACCGAGCACGGAAGGGGCGGUGACCUUCCCGGCGCGUGGACGCGUGCUCCGCGCUCCCGCGGCCCCUGGGCGGAGCUCGGCAGCCCCCCCCGCGCUGCCCCGGAUGUGCGGGCGGCCGGGGAGCUAAAGCCGGGAGGUGCGGGCUGGGCUGUGCCCGUCGCUGCCCGCCGCGGUACAGCGAAGCUACCGGGCGCCAGUGGCCUCGGUUUCCGCUUAUCGCCGUUUUGAGGAGGGAGUGGCUUGUCGAUUGUAGUCAGAGGAGCCCUCCAGCCUGCCAGCUGCGGGCAGGAUGUAGCGUGCGGCGCUUCUCGUUCGCCCUGUGGGCCUCUGGCCGCCUAUCUGUCGCUGGAAGCAGGAAAUGGGGCCUCGUGUGGUCUGCAGCAACCGAGCAGCCUGGACAACCACAAAGAACCCUGACCUCCAUUUCUUCUGGUGACAUGCAAUGAAUAAAGAUGGGUGAAACGUGCUCAAACCAAGCAAAGAAGAGCAGGUAAUCUCUGUACACCGCAUCUAUAUCACUGAUUUGCUCCAAGAAAGCUGCAGCUGUUGCUGGGUGAAUUCUUCCUGAUAACAAUAAACCCGUUGGUGCAAAUGACAAGCAAGCAAGCAA